GGUCGAAUCUUGUGACUCUCACACAGAAUGGAGAAAUGAGGAAGUGGGUUGUUGUUGUGGUUAGCUAGCUAGCUAGCUGCUGAGGCUACAACAAUUUAUCCACCAGUGUGUUAACUUACGACUAAUUUCAAGGUUUAGUCAGAAAGAAUUGUGGAGAUGGAGGUGUCAGGCUACCAGUCCAAGCUGCUGUGUGAGCUCAAUGAGCAGCGGAAGAGAGACUUCUUCUGUGACUGCAGUAUAGUCGUGGAGGGGCGGGUCUUCAAGGCCCAUCGCAACGUCCUAUUCGCCGGCAGCGGCUACUUCCGAGCCCUAUUGGUCCACUACCUACAGGACAGCGGUCAGCACCACAGUACAGCCUCUCUGGACAUCGUGACGGCCGAGGCCUUCUCCUCCAUCCUGGACUUCCUGUACUCGGGCCGACUGGACCUGCGCAGCGACAACGUCAUCGAGGUGAUGUCAGCGGCCAGCUACCUGCAGAUGACUGACGUGGUGUCCUUCUGUAAAGGCUACAUCCGCUCCUCUCUGGAGAUCUGUAACAGGGAGAAAGAGAGGGAUGGAAACAAAGAGAAGGAGAGAGACGGUCCGGCUGACAGUGGAACCCCCUCUUCCACCGCCUCUGUAGCUGUAACUCUUCCUUCGUUGUCACUGGAGGGAGACGGAGUUACUCAUGUACGUUCAGAAUCCCCACCUUCCACUGUCACAGACCCCCCAUCCUCGGCAGCAGCCCUCCCCAGGGUCCCCACGCCCCCCGGCCCUAGCAGAGACUCUGAGAGCGACUGCAGCUCCAGAGGGGAGUUCCCAUCUCAUGUUAUUGUGGGCCGGACCCCACACGGACACGGGGACCAUGUGAUGAACCCCCUUUCCUCUGGGUUGACCCUAGAACUGGUGCGCCCCAAGAUCGAGUACGACCCCGAUGACGAGCCCGAGGAGGGGUCUCCCGAUACCAAAGACCUGACGUUGUUUAUGGGACCCCCCCUCCACACCCACCACCCAGACCACCUCCAUGACAGGCUGGCGUCCUCCAGCCCUUCCCCCAGCAGCGAGCGCUCCUCCCUGGGCUUCGGGGGCUGCCACGCCAGGCAGUUCAUGGAUGUGCUGUUGAGAGGCGGCUCCAGCCCCCACAGGGACAGAGGGGAGCAGGGCCAGAUGUUUGCCCAGGGAAUGGGCCUCUGGGGUGGGGGAGGCAGGGUGGACGAGGGUCUGGGGAUGGGUGGGUCCUCUAUCAUGGAGAUACAGAGCGACUGGUACGGAGAGGACACAGGCGAUGGCUUGUUAGUGCCGGUGAAGCUCCACAAGUGUCCGUUCUGCCCGUACACCGCCAAGCAGAAGGGCAUCCUGAAGAGACACAUCCGUUGUCACACUGGAGAGAGACCCUUCCCCUGUGAGACAUGUGGCAAGAGGUUCACAAGGCAGGAACACCUCCGCAGUCACUCACUCAGCGUGCACCGCUCCAGUUGGCCCGUGGUUUGUAAGGGGUGCAGACGAAGCUUCACUGGAGCCCUGUCCCACGGACUGAAGCGCUUUGGCCUGUGUGACAACUGUACCUGUGUUACGACCACGGGCCACGACGACUCACCUCCCACCCACAUCAACCUUGACGGCCAACCAGAGGCCAUGGAACGCAGGGACGGAGACAGUGAUUGGCCCAGGUUCAGGGAUGAUGCUGAUGACAUGGAGGCCGGGGGAGGGAUUAUAGAGGACCUGGGGGAGAAGGGGAAACCACACGGACGACUGUCAGAGAUCCCAUCCACAGUGGACAUGAAGGAGAGGAGACAAGGAAAGGAAGAAUUUAACUUUCAGACACAGUUUUAGUCCUAUCUUGCAUUCUUCCUCCCCCAGUGGUUUAAUUAGGGGAACAAUCCAAGACUGAGACAGAGGUCCAUGUUAACUUUGUCUUGGCUACUAUUUUUUACCAAAAUAACUGUGGAACAGAAUCAGAACUGCAUGACCAUAAGAGGACUGGGUUUUCCCCUAGGAGAAAGGCAUUGUGUUGUUCCUAGGAGAAAGACAUUGUGUUGUCCCUAGGAGAAAGGCAUUGUGUUGUUCCUAGGAGAAAGAUCUUGUGUUGUCCCUAGGAGAAAGACAUUGUGUUGUCCCUAGGAGAAAGACAUUGUGUUGUCCCUAGGAGAAAGACAUUGUGUUGUCCCUAGGAGAAAGGCAUUGUGUUGUCCCUAGGAGAAAGACAUUGUGUUGUCCCUAGGAGAAAGGCAUUGUGUUGUCCCUAGGAGAAAGACAUUGUGUUGUCCCUAGGAGAAAGACAUUGUGUUGUCCCUAGGAGAAAGACAUUGUGUUGUCCCUAGGAGAAAGACAUUGUGUUGUCCCUAGGAGAAAGGCAUUGUGUUGUCCCUAGGAGAAAGGCAUUGUGUUGUCCCUAGGAGAAAGACGUUGUGUUGUCCCUAGGAGAAAGGCAUUGUGUUGUCCCUAGGAGAAAGACGUUGUGUUGUCCCUAGGAGAAAGGCAUUGUGUUGUCCCUAGGAGAAAGGCAUUGUGUUGUCCCUAGGAGAAAGAGAAAGGCAUUGUGUUGUCCCUAGGGGAAAGACAUUGUGUUGUCCCUAGGAGAAAGGCAUUGUGUUGUCCCUAGGAGAAAGACAUUGUGUUGUCCCUAGGAGAAAUACAUUGUGUUGUCCCUAGGAGAAAGACAUUGUGUUGUCCCUAGGAGAAAGAGAAAGACAUUGUGUUGUCCCUAGGAGAAAGAGAAAGACAUUGUGUUGUCCCUAGGAGAAAGGCAUUGUGUUGUUUCUAGGAGAAAGACAUUGUGUUGUCCCUAGGAGAAAGGCAUUGUGUUGUCCCUAGGAGAAAUACAUUGUGUUGUCCCUAGGAGAAAGACAUUGUGUUGUCCCUAGGAUAAAUACAUUGUGUUGUCCCUAGGAGAAAGACAUUGUGUUGUCCCUAGGAGAAAGAGAAAGACAUUGUGUUGUCCCUAGGAGAAAGACAUUGUGUUGUCCCUAGGAGAAAGACAUUGUGUUGUCCCUAGGAGAAAGACUUUGUGUUGUCCCUAGGAGAAAUACAUUGUGUUGUCCCUAGGAGAAAGACAUUGUGUUGUCCCUAGGAGAAAGAGAAAGACAUUGUGUUGUCCCUAGGAGAAAGAGAAAGACAUUGUGUUGUCCCUAGGAGAAAGGCAUUGUGUUGUUUCUAGGAGAAAGACAUUGUGUUGUCCCUAGGAGAAAGGCAUUGUGUUGUCUCUAGGAGAAAGACAUUGUGUUGUCCCUAGGAGAAAGACAUUGUGUUGUCCCUAGGAGAAAGGCAUUGUGUUGUCCCUAGGAGAAAGGCAUUGUGUUGUCCCUAGGAGAAAGGCAUUGUGUUGUCCCUAGGAGAAAGACAUUGUGUUGUCCCUAGGAGAAAGAGAAAGACAUUGUGUUGUCCCUAGGAGAAAGACAUUGUGUUGUCCCUAGGAGAAAGAGAAAGACAUUGUGUUGUCCCUAGGAGAAAGGCAUUGUGUUGUCCCUAGGAGAAAGACAUUGUGUUGUCCCUAGGAGAAAGGCAUUGUGUUGUUCCUAGGAGAAAGACAUUGUGUUGUCCCUAGGAGAAAGGCAUUGUGUUGUCCCUAGGAGAAAGGCAUUGUGUUGUCCCUAGGAGAAAGACAUUGUGUUGUCCCUAGGAGAAAGACAUUGUGUUGUCCCUAGGAGAAAGACAUUGUGUUGUCCCUAGGAGAAAGAUAUUGUGUUAUCUGUCGUGUCUUUGGCAUCAUUAAAGUGAAGACUUAUUUUAUCAAA
Messenger RNA from Oncorhynchus mykiss (rainbow trout), 3713 nucleotides. RefSeq names its product zinc finger and BTB domain containing 8B (gene zbtb8b). Lineage: Eukaryota; Metazoa; Chordata; Actinopteri; Salmoniformes; Salmonidae. Gene Ontology annotation, biological process: regulation of transcription by RNA polymerase II. The record is from RefSeq and is a predicted model, not a curated record. Gene Ontology annotation, molecular function: protein binding; DNA-binding transcription factor activity, RNA polymerase II-specific; RNA polymerase II cis-regulatory region sequence-specific DNA binding.